AUGCUAAAUAUUGGUGGUCCAGAAACAACCAAAGACGUGUUUUACUUCCUUUUGCGGCUCUUCAACGACCGUGAUUUGCUUCGGGUGCCUUUUCAGAGGACGUUUGCUUCAUGGAUUGCUCGUCGUCGCACUCCUAUACUGCAAGAAAAGUACGACGAAAUUGGUGGCGGUUCUCCACUUAUCCAGUGGGCUACUUGCCAAGGAAAAGGGCUGAUUCGCGCGUUAGACAAUAUUAGCCCAGAAACAGGCCCUCACAAGUACUAUCUUGGCAUGCGAUAUGUUCAUCCACUUACAGAAGAAGCAAUUAAUGACAUUGAGGCUGAUGGCGUGGAGCGCGUUGUGGCAUUCAGUCAGUUUCCGCAGUACAGCUGCAAUACCUCCGGCAGUAGCUUUAAUGCCAUUGCUGCACACUAUAACGAACCUGGUAGCAGUGGUCUAGCUGGCAUUGAUUCCAUACCACCACCCAAGUCUCAGACUGGUAAGGUUCCCCGACGUCCUGGUACUAUUUGGUCAUUCCUUGAUCGGUGGCCCACAGCUAUGCCCGAAUUCGCGGAGGUGGUGGCUGAGAAUAUCCGUCAUGAGCUCUCCCAUCUGCCCCCAACUGUUAACAAGGAAAAUACCAUUAUUCUAUUUAGCGCUCAUUCUCUUCCAAUGCAGAUCGAGGUAUCAGCAACAGCUCACGCGGUGAUGGAGAAACUGAAUUUUGCACUGCCCUACCGGCUGGUGUGGCAAUCGAAAAUAGGGCUGGGACGUUGGAUGGGACAGGACAUUGCAAGCGCUCUGCGAGGGCUUGCUCGUCUUGGUCAAAAACAUGUUGUCAUUGUUCCAAUUACCUUCACCACUGAACACGUUGAAACCCUCCACGAGCUGGACAUUGAGUACUGUUCAGACUUGGCUAGAGAAGUUGGCAUGGUCAGCGUUCGACGAGCCUCCGCCCCCAAUGAUCAUCCCCUGUUCAUUCAGGUAUCCUUUAUUGCAUUUUCCCUGUCUUAUUGA
Molecule: messenger RNA, 996 nt
Organism: Hydatigera taeniaeformis
Lineage: Eukaryota; Metazoa; Platyhelminthes; Cestoda; Cyclophyllidea; Taeniidae
Source: the annotation of a GenBank genome assembly